Molecule: messenger RNA, 432 nt
Organism: Microthlaspi erraticum
Lineage: Eukaryota; Viridiplantae; Streptophyta; Magnoliopsida; Brassicales; Brassicaceae
Source: the annotation of a GenBank genome assembly
AUGGAUCCGCCUACAGUCGAUGAAUCUCAGGGUCAGCGGCGUCCAUGGUGGCGAAACAAAUACGUGAUUUAUGACAUUGUCAUGAGCACACUCUUGAUAGUCUCGAAUACUGCAAUGUUUUGUUAUAUAAAACGCAAUAAGAUUCACAUAGCUGUUUCAAAGAAAUCCCAUAUGAUCGAGGUGUUCGUGGGUUUCUCUUGCGUAGCAUUCAUUGCUGGUGUAGCUUUGUGGGUCUCCGUCUUCUUGACGAACAAGCCCGAACAGCCCUUGGAAGGAUGCUUCAUGGCUGUUAGCCAUGUCUACGCCCUAAUUGUACUCAUCAUGUUCAUCUAUUCUGUCUCUCCCGUUUCUGUUCUCAUUUUUGGCAUACUUUCUGCGUUAUGGUUUGUAUCCUAUUUUCUUUACGCUAGUUGCCACUUGGGAAAGAUUUAA